AGUGGACACCUUACUUCCCACCAAAGGAUUCACACAGGGGAGAAACCAUAUAAAUGCCUGGAAUGUGGAAAAUGUUUUAGUCAGAGUGGAUACCUGACUUCCCAUCAAAGAAUGCACACAGGGGAGAAACCAUAUGACUGCCUGGAGUGUGGAAAAAGCUUCCGUUGGAGUGGAUACCUUACUUCCCACCAAAGAAUUCACACAGGGGAGAAACCAUAUAAAUGUCCAGAGUGUGGAAAGAACUUCAGUAGUAGUGGAAGACUUAGUUCCCAUCUGAGUAUUCACACAGGGGAGAAACCAUAUAAAUGUUUGGAGUGUGGAAAAUGCUUCAGUGGAAGUGAAAAACUUACUGUCCAUCAAAAAAUUCACACAGAGGAGAAAAGUUAUAAAUGCCUAGAAUGUGGAAAAAGCUUCCGAUGGAGUGGAAACCUUACUUCCCAUCAAAGAACCCACACAGGGGAGAAACCAUACGAAUGCCUGGAGUGUGGAAAAAGCUUCCGUCGUAGUGGACAUCUUACUUGCCAUCAAAGAAUUCACACGGGGGAGAAACCAUAUAAAUGCUUGGAGUGUGGAACAAGCUUUAGUGAGAGAGGGUACCUUACUCGCCAUCAAAGGAUUCACACAAAGGAGAAAAAAUAUAAAUGCCUUGAGUGUGGGAAAAGCUUCACUCAGAGUGGAAGCUUUACAUGCCAUCAAAGAACGCACACAGGGGAGAAACCAUAUAAAUGCCCAGAGUGUGGGAAAAGCUUCCGUCGUAGUAGCCACCUUACUUGCCAUCAAAGAAUUCACACGGGGGAGAAACCGUACAAAUGCUUGGAGUGUGGAGCAAGCUUUAAUGAGAAAGGGCACCUUACUCGCCAUCAAAGAAUUCACACAAGGGAGAAGAGAUAUAAAUGCCUAGAGUGUGGGAAAAGCUUCACACAUAGCGGAAGCCUUACUUGCCAUCAAAGAAUUCACACAGGGGAGAAACCAUAUAAAUGCCUGGAGUGUGGAAAAAGCUUUAGUCAGAGUGGAAGCCUUACUUGCCAUCAAAGAAUUCACACAGAGGAGAAACCGUAUAAAUGCCUGGAGUGUGCAAAAAGCUUCAGUGACAGUAGGAGCCUUACUUUCCAUCAAAUAAUUCACACAGGGGAGAAACCGUUUAAAUGCCUGGAGUGUGGGAAAAGCUUCGCUCAUAGUGGAAGCCUUUCUUCCCAUCGAAAAAUUCACACAGGGGAAAAACCAUAUAAAUGUCUGGAGUGUGGAAAAAAAUUCAAUGAGAGUAAAAGCCUUACUUCCCAUCAAAGAAUUCACAUAGGGGGAAAACCAUAUAAAUGCCUAGAGUGUGGGAAAAGCUUCACUCAUAGUGGAAACCUUACUUGCCAUCAAAGAAUUCAUACAGGGGAGAAGCCAUAUAAAUGCUUGGAGUGUGGAAAAAGCUUUAGUCAGAGUGGAAGCCUUACUUCACAUCAAAGAAUUCACACACGGGAGAAGCCAUAUAAAUGCCUGGAGGAGAAAAAGCUUCAAUGA
This is a messenger RNA of Euleptes europaea (tarantolino), 1509 nucleotides long. RefSeq names its product zinc finger protein 665-like. The record is from RefSeq and is a predicted model, not a curated record. Gene Ontology annotation, biological process: regulation of transcription by RNA polymerase II. Lineage: Eukaryota; Metazoa; Chordata; Lepidosauria; Squamata; Sphaerodactylidae. The coding region runs from base 112 to 1509 and encodes 465 amino acids. Gene Ontology annotation, molecular function: RNA polymerase II cis-regulatory region sequence-specific DNA binding; DNA-binding transcription factor activity. The transcript has a single exon.